AUGAUAGCUUGCCAAAGACGUUUAUCCAGGCAACGCCGAUGUGUCGGUAGUGGUUGCAUGACUACGACGGUUAUCGAAUACGUGGUACCAUCAUGUAUGCCGCCUUGUCUUCCGAUGAUGCCAAUGAUGCCACCUCCUCCACCACCUCCGCCUCCACCUCCACCUCCCCCUCCACCGCCACCUAUGCCUAUGAUGGUCUGUUGUUGUGGAAUGAUAUAUUGCUGA
This is a messenger RNA of Cylicostephanus goldi, 225 nucleotides long. NCBI's taxonomy places the organism in Eukaryota, Metazoa, Nematoda, Chromadorea, Rhabditida, Strongylidae. The record is from the annotation of a GenBank genome assembly.